AUGCGCGCCCCUACGGUGCUGAUCGCCCUGCUAGGGUUUCUGCCCCAGGAUCGAUCACUGACAGUUGCGCAAAUAAUCAUAAUCUGUGACUUGGCUAAUAUCAUGUUUUAUUUCCAGGUGCUGUCGUCCGGUUCCUUCGAACUGAGGAUAAAAAGUUUUACAAACUCGCUCGGUAGGCUAAGUAGUGGGCAGUGCUGUGAUGGUUCCAAUAGUGAGCAGUGCGUAGCGCCUUGCAGGACUAAAUUUAGAGUGUGCCUCAAGAUAUACCAAGCGAACAUCGAUACGACAUCACCUUGUACCUUCGGUGACAUCACUACGCCGGUGCUCGGUGGAAACUCUUUGGAUGUACCGAACCUCAAUGUCGAAGGAUUCACCAACCCCAUCGUAUUCCCCUUCGAUUUCACGUGGCCGGGCACAUUCUCUCUCAUUGUCGAAGCGUGGCACGACACUAAUGAUACGUCAAGAUCGGACGAUACAUUGAUCGCGCGGAUGACGAAGCAGAGUAUAGCUGAUGUCGGAGGUCCGUGGAACGAUGAGGAACAGCGCUGGGGGGGAAUGAGUGGGGUUCAUCUGAAGCUGUCGUACAGAGUGACGUGUUCACCGCAUUACUACGGGCCAGGCUGCGAGGUGCUCUGCCGGCCGAGGGAUGAUUCCUUCGGACACUACACAUGCUCAUCCACCGGAGAAAUCGUCUGCAAGCCGGGCUGGACCGGGGAUUAUUGCUCUAAACCGAGAUGUUUGCCCGGCUGCGACUCGGAGCACGGCCACUGCCUCAAGCCCGACGAAUGCAUUUGUCAUUCGGGCUGGGUGGGCGAGCUGUGCGACCAGUGCGAGCGACAUCCGGGCUGCGUGCACGGAACAUGCUCCAAGCCCUGGGACUGCAUAUGCGAGGAGGGCUGGGGCGGGUUGUUCUGCAAUCAAGACUUGAACUACUGCACCAAUCACAGGCCGUGCAAGAACGGCGGCACCUGUCACAAUACGGGACAAGGAAGUUACACCUGCGUCUGCUCCGAAGAAUACACCGGACCGGACUGUGAGAAAUCACUACACUCGUGUGCUGUACGAGCCUGUCUCAACGGAGGAGCCUGUGUACCUGAUGAAGGAGGGGAACUAUCGUGCGCUUGUCCCUCGGGAUAUGAAGGAGCUCAUUGUGAAACGAGAAGACUGACUUGUGCCGAUCAACCUUGUAGAAAUGGAGGAACCUGCGAGCCUAGAGCGUCCGGCUACGUGUGUCUGUGUCCCGCGGGUUACACCGGCCUGGACUGCGCCGUAGAGGCCGACCCGUGCGCCGUCAACCCGUGUAGAAACGGAGCCACGUGCAACCGAGCUGGAGAUGGAUUCAGAUGUUCGUGUAAGACGGGGUUCAGAGGGAACAGGUGCGAGAUAAACAUAGACGACUGCACGGGCAUCGUGUGUGAGCACGGCGGGACGUGCGUGGACCUCGUCAACGGUCAGCGGUGCCAGUGCGCGCCGGGCUUCCUCGGGCCGAGGUGCGAGACGCGGGUCGACUUCUGCCUCGCGAAGCCCUGCGCUAACGGCGGCAAGUGUCACGUACUGGACAACGACUACGAGUGUCACUGCCGGCCGGGGUUCGCCGGGAAGGACUGCAGCAUAGACGUAGACGAGUGCGCCUCCUCGCCCUGCAGGAACGGCGGCACCUGCAGGGACAGAGUCGACGGCUACCACUGCAACUGUCCGGCGGGCUGGGGCGGGAAGGCGUGUACGGUGUCGCUGGCGGACUUCGCGGCCAAACCUGCGGGCGGGCACCUGAGGAGGAUAGGAGACGAGACGCCCGAGGAGAGUCUGUCCGGGCGGCACGUGGCGCUGAUAGCGGCGCUGUCUGCCGCGGUGCCGGCCGCAGCCCUCGCGGCGGCUGUGGCGGUCGCCUGCAUCCGGAGAAGAAGGAAGCGAGCACAGAACGCAGCGGACGCGGAGGCGCGGGCACAGAACGCGGCCAACUCGGGGGGAGGAGGACGAGUGAUACGGAACACGUGGGGGAAGUGUGAGGCGCCCGCCCCCGAGUGUCAGAACGCGCACAACGCGGCCGCCGAGGAGUGUAAGAGGAAGACUCUGAACACGGAGAGCGCGGCCAGACUACUGGCGGCGCUCGACCCGCGACUAUCACGACUGUCCGCGGACUCCGCGUACUGCGCUAACAGCGACACCUCCCUCGUGAAGCGCGCCCUGGAGGGCGGAGGGGUGUACGUGUUAGACGACCACUGCCUGCCGCCGACGUUCGCGACGCAAGUGUAG
Molecule: messenger RNA, 2253 nt
Organism: Danaus chrysippus (African queen)
Lineage: Eukaryota; Metazoa; Arthropoda; Insecta; Lepidoptera; Nymphalidae
Source: the annotation of a GenBank genome assembly